Molecule: messenger RNA, 1226 nt
Organism: Musa acuminata AAA Group (dessert banana)
Lineage: Eukaryota; Viridiplantae; Streptophyta; Magnoliopsida; Zingiberales; Musaceae
Product: probable protein phosphatase 2C 12
Exons: 4
Coding region: 14-1144 (376 amino acids)
Biological process (GO): peptidyl-threonine dephosphorylation
Molecular function (GO): protein serine/threonine phosphatase activity
Source: RefSeq, a predicted model, not a curated record
AGAGAUCAGACACAUGGGAAGCUGCUUCUCUUCUGCAUCUUUGAAGAAUCAGCCAUCUUUAGAGAGAAAGGAGUGUGAAGAGGAGAUACAAGUAUGUGUGGAGCGAGGUGAUGAUGGGUUGAGUCCUGAUGAGAAGAGGAGGAUUGCCUCCCUGUACUCUCAUCGAGGGAACAAAGGUCUGAACCAGGAUGCUGCCAUCCUUUGCAAGGGAUAUGGAACAGAGGAGGGGUUGUUUUGUGGGGUAUUUGAUGGCCAUGGUACAAGUGGGCAUAGUGUGAGCAGGGUGGUCAGAGAUUACCUGCCAGACUUGUUGCUUGGCGAACGCAACGCCCGCCUGCUCGCCCAGGAAGACGACGAAUUCACCGAUGGCAAUGACACGAGCUCAACGGAUGGCGAGGAGGUGCUUGAUGAGUGGAAAGAGGCUUGCAUCAACGCCUUCACAACCAUGGACGAAGAACUCAAGGUGAGGCCAAACUUAGAUUGCUCCUUCAGUGGAACCACAGCAGUCUCCGUCAUCAAGCAGGGGGAAGAUCUGAUCAUUGCCAACCUUGGCGACUCGAGGGCUGUCGUGGGAACCGUAUCAGAGGAGGGUCACCUCGAGGCGAUUCAGCUGACAACAGACCUGAAGCCCAGCGUACCUCAGGAAGCAGAGAGGAUAAGGAAGAGCAACGGGCGGGUGUUCGCGCUCGAGAGAGAGCCGCACAUCCAACGCGUGUGGUUGCCCGACGAGGACUUCCCCGGGCUCGCCAUGGCCCGCGCUCUCGGGGACUUCCAGCUUAAGAACUACGGCAUCAUCUCGGUCCCUCAGGUGGCUCAUCGCCGUGUGACGAGCAGAGAUCUGUUCAUAGUCCUCGCGACCGACGGGGUGAGAAGGUUGAUCACUGUUUUCUUUUCUCCGUGGUCUCUGCUUGAUGGAAGGCUUCGUGUGUUGAAGGUGUGGGAUGCGCUUAGCAACGAGGAGGUGGUGUCGAUUGUUUGGUCCACCGAGACCGACGAGGAUGCAUCGAAGACGUUGGUGGAAGCAGCACGUAACGCGUGGAAGUCCAAGUUUCCGUCGGCAAAGGUAGAUGAUUGUACUGCUGCUUGCCUGUUCUUCCAAGAGGAAAGGCAGGAGUUAUUACUUCCAACAGUUCAAGACAAGUAAGCAGAUGAGAGAUCUUACUUGCUAUGAGUUACCAACACUACAAGCUUUAUAGAAAACGUCAUGAUGGCAACACUUAUUACUA